Guyanagaster necrorhizus is the source of this 968-nucleotide messenger RNA. RefSeq lists its product as uncharacterized. Lineage: Eukaryota; Fungi; Basidiomycota; Agaricomycetes; Agaricales; Physalacriaceae. The transcript is spliced from 2 exons. The record is from RefSeq and is a predicted model, not a curated record. Bases 260 to 832 code for a protein of 190 amino acids.
ACAGGCACCGAUGCUUCGUUACUGGAACUGCAUUGAUUUAGUAUGGAUGUUUCCGCCUCCUACACUGGCUUGUCUCUUUAUCCGCCGCUGAAGGAAAAUUACGAGCCUAUAUUAGAGUUCUUCGAAACCGCUUCUAAUGCCGCAUUCCUGCACAAGGACCUCAUCCCUUUUUCCCUCGACAAUGCUUUCAGCGUUGACGUCGACAUAAGCAUACUUCCAGUGUACCCUCAGCUUCAGAACUGAUUACAAAGACCUCAGGAUGAUCAUCGCGUUUAAAUCUUUCGCGAUAUCGGGCCCGCUCAAAACCUUUUUCCGCCCCAUCUCAGAGUCUUCCCCAAUGAGGGGCUGGUACCUCAGAGAAUAUUUUCGGAACUCUCUCAAAGUAAAUAUUCGCUAUAGAGACAUUUGCGAAGAUUAUCCAUUCCAUGCAGUUAUUGACAUGAUGAAUGAUCUCCGGGUCGCAUGGUGUGGCAGCGGCGAGGAAGCACUUGAACUGGCACCGAUGACGGAUCCUCGAUGGCAAACCGUUAUCGAAAAAUCUAUGGGAGAACAGAUUGUAACCCCGUUCUAUGGAAUGCAAUUACUUCGCAUAUUUGUGGGUGCGCAAUUUUCACAGAAAUAUUCUGUGGAGAAGAACACAAAGACUGCUGACAUCAUCGUCUUCGUAUUCCACCAGAGCUUCCCUUCGGAUACCUUGGGCUUCAGAUCUCCAGCGAAAAUAUUCACGCUAGCCACCAACCGUAAGCGACUUUCCUUCGCCGUCGCAGCUGCCGCGGUAGGAGACCAAAGCUGGUGCAUUGAUCAUAUUUCUGGGGCCUUAUUUCUACGCUAGGAGUGUAGUGCGCGGUCCGGAUCCUCAGUGAUCAUCACGACAGCGUAAUACCUGUAGCUAGAACCGAAACUACCGCUAGCCAUUCCCCAUUCCCUCUUCUUCGACAUUGCGAUAUGUCCCCGACGUAUUUGACGAU